AUGGAUGAAUUUAAUGAAACGUUGGAAGGGUUAGAGGAAAAAAUAAAUGAGUACGAUAAGCAGCUCGCGUUGGUGCGUGGUGAAAUAGGAAAAUACGAGCAAGCAGGAAAUGAGGAAAAUGACCAAAUAAAAAAUUUGAAAAAAUUAGAAUGUGACAUGAUAGAAGUUAUAAACUUGACUCGUGAUUUGAUUAACUAUAAAAAACAAAACAAAGUAGAUGAUGAGGAUAAGAACGAACUGGAUCAGAGCAAAGAACAACAUCAUAGAAGUAUUCAUGAAGAUAUUAGUAACGAAUCUACUGCAAUUAUUGGUAGAACUUGUAGCUUGAUAUACGAGAAUAAGAAAAUGUAUGGACUAAUAGAAAAUGUAGCUAUAGAAGAUAAUACUGAGCAAUUAUUAAUCAGCAUUUAUGAAAAUAAUGAAAAAAUUAUGAUACCAAAAAAUUAUGUUCAACUAAACGAAAUUCUGCAUGAAUCCGCCUUGUCAGAAAACAACCAAUUCCAGGCCUUAUAUAAAAAAGACGGGCAAUGGUAUGAUUGCAUAAUUUCGAAAAACACAGGAGAUUCAUAUUUGAUUACGUACAUUGGCUACAACAAUAGCGAAUAUGUAAAGAAUGAUCAGGUAAGAAUUAAAAAAAAAAAAAAAAUUAAAGAAAUUGUGACCCCAGCUGGAUAUAAAAUACCCGAAAAUUUAAUAAUAAAAGAAAAUGAUACAUUAAAAGUUAAAAUAAAAAAAAAAAAGAAAAGAAUUGCCUUAAAAAAAAAGCAAAAAAAUGAACUAAUAAAUCAAGAGUUUGCUAAUAAAACACAGCAAUGGCGAUCUUUUCACGAAAAAGCUGUAAAUAAAAGUAAACACCUUUUAGUAACACAUAAAAAAGUGGAAAAUAUUGAGUAUAAAAACAAUCCAUCCAAUUUUAAUAUUAGAAGAAAAUUUGAUUGCAAUGAUAAUGAAGAGUAA
Messenger RNA from Plasmodium malariae, 957 nucleotides. RefSeq names its product survival motor neuron-like protein, putative (gene SMN). The record is from RefSeq and is a predicted model, not a curated record. The coding region runs from base 1 to 957 and encodes 318 amino acids. Lineage: Eukaryota; Apicomplexa; Aconoidasida; Haemosporida; Plasmodiidae. The transcript is spliced from 4 exons.